Molecule: messenger RNA, 822 nt
Organism: Silurus meridionalis
Lineage: Eukaryota; Metazoa; Chordata; Actinopteri; Siluriformes; Siluridae
Product: transcription factor HES-7.1-B-like
Exons: 3
Coding region: 1-642 (213 amino acids)
Biological process (GO): regulation of transcription by RNA polymerase II; regulation of neurogenesis; anterior/posterior pattern specification
Cellular component (GO): nucleus
Molecular function (GO): protein dimerization activity; DNA-binding transcription factor activity, RNA polymerase II-specific; RNA polymerase II cis-regulatory region sequence-specific DNA binding
Source: RefSeq, a predicted model, not a curated record
AUGUCUAUUAAUCGACCGGACCAGAAAGAUUUAAUGAAACGGGUCCCCAAGCCUCUCAUGGAGAAAAGGAGGAGAGAUCGUAUUAACCACAGUUUGGAAACAUUGAGGCUUCUGUUAGUGGAGAACACAUGUAAUGAGAAACUGAAGAAUCCCAAAGUUGAAAAAGCUGAAAUUCUCGAGAGUGCUGUUCAUUUUCUGAAGGCUGGCCAGCGGUCAAAAUCUUUCUCACAUACUACGAAAAGAGGAAAGAAAAAAUAUGAGGAAGAAGAUGAGCUGGAAUCUCCUUGUAAACGUCACCUUAGCUACGAGGAUGGCAUGAGAACAUGCCUGCUCAGGGUCAGAAAUUUCAUUGCUAGCAAGAGCCAAGAGCUAGAGGGAAACAUGCAGGGGACCAUGCAACAAUUUCAAGACCAUUCCAUUCAAGAUCAUUUAGCAUCUGCUCUCCACUUCAGAAAUGAUGGGGCGUCUGUUCCAGGGCAGCAGGCACUUACGUAUGUGGAGUCAACCAGCUCCUGCAUGGCACUGGAUCAGUCCUUAAUUUCUCAAAGAACUGGCAUAUAUGAGACUACCAAGAAGACAGCAUUCAUCUGUAAACAACCUUUGGUAAUAAAUGAUACUGUGUGGAGGCCUUGGCCACAGUAGAAAACAUAUAAUCAAAUAUGAUCCAAAAACCAAUCAGAAUCAGAAUGAAUUUAUCAACAGCUCAUAAUGUUUAUGAGUCAGUUGUCCUUGACUCAUUUGCAUGCAAAAGACUGUGAGAUGUGCAAACGUGCAGCAUAUGUAAAUAUGUGGAUUUUGUACAAUACUGAAAUAUUAAUUUUG